Molecule: messenger RNA, 423 nt
Organism: Vigna umbellata (rice bean)
Lineage: Eukaryota; Viridiplantae; Streptophyta; Magnoliopsida; Fabales; Fabaceae
Source: RefSeq, a predicted model, not a curated record
AUGGAGGAGGUUGACAAUGAUGUGGCUAAAGAGAUGCAACAUGUAGUUGGUCAUGGUGGUGGUAAUAGUAAUGAUGUAGAUGAGGAUGAGGUACAUGAUGUAGAGGAGGCUGAGGUACAUGAUGUACAUGAUUUUGAGCUAGAGGAUGUAGAAGAGGAUGAGGAUGUAGAUGAGGGUGAGGAUGAAAAUGUAGAUGAUGAAGAAGAUGUAGAUGAGGAUGUUUAUGAGGAUGAGUAUGUAGAUGAGGAUGUUGAAUGUGAGCCUGUCAGUGAAGAAAGUCUAGUUGAUGUCAGCCUUCAGUGUGACAUUGGGACUUCUAAAGGAAAUGUGAGAGAAGAACCUUGCACUCUAGUAGGUGAGUGUUCACGGACAACUGAUAAUGAUUCUAUUGAUGAUGUUCGUGGCUUGUCGGACAUUGAGUAG